This is a messenger RNA of Rubroshorea leprosula, 866 nucleotides long. The record is from the annotation of a GenBank genome assembly. NCBI's taxonomy places the organism in Eukaryota, Viridiplantae, Streptophyta, Magnoliopsida, Malvales, Dipterocarpaceae.
AAUCGUUGUCGUAUACCAAUCCAAUUAUUUUCUUUGGCUUAUAAUCCCAGGACAUACAACUAAACUUCAAGGGAGCUUAGAAGAAUGGCUAUGGAGACCCAGAAGUGCUUUCUGCUUCUAGUGCUGUUUCUUUACGUAUAUAUUUCUGCGACACACAAUUCAGUCGGCGCAGAAGCGAGGCCUCUCCCCGUUGUUCCUCAACAAAAGCCAACCAAGUUUUUGGCGACGCUUGGAGUUGUCUGUAAGUGUUGUGAUGGAAGUGGGCGUGAGUGCUCUGUUACAUGGACAGAUCCCUGCUCCAACCUCCAGUGUGAGCCUUGGAAACUGCAUCAGAACCUUCAUGCACAAUCUUAACUUUGGCGUGUAAAUAUCUUCAGUAGUAGAGCCUAAAGUAGUUCAUGUUUAUUUAGUCCAAUUAUGAAUGUCAUCAGAUUUGAGUUUAAUUCCUGGUUCUGAUUUUGCCUGGAUCUCGAUGGGGUAAAAAACAUGUUAAUGUGCCCAGGACAGGGAUACCCAAGACUUUAUCGGAGACUUGAUGCAGUUGAAAAAUAAUAUGCACAAUAUCAAGUAUGUUACCGUGAUUAUAAUUGAUUUUUUUUACUCUGCAAGUCUCAUGAUGUAACUUGUUUAAUAUAAGUCAAGUACGGUAAGAUUGUAUUGUGUGUAUAACCUCUACAUGUGGAUUACUAGGGCAAUUAAAAUGUGGAUUAGAAAUUAAGUGUCUGUUUCAUUUUUCUUGCUUUUCUAAUAAAAGUUCCGAUAUAUGUUUUACUGUAUUGUUUGCUGUUUUGGAAAAUUUUCCAUGAAGUUAGACUCAGUCAAAGAAAGGGUGUUGUAUUAGUGGACAAUAAAGAUGAGUGACUCUU